GGUUGACUUCAAGUACUUGGCCGAUCGAGACUUCCAAAGGCCGUUCAGACCACUUAAAUAAUCACUUGUUCAAACUGCCCCAGAUCCACACCGAACGGUGGAGGAGCCGAUCGGUGACUGUCAGUUGGGGGUUCGGGCACCAGCUUUCCGUAUAGAGCAAGGCCAGACUCAGAGCCGUAAUCUUUUGCAGGUGAAGCGAACUGCGCCCAAGAUUGGGUAACCAGGCCGAUCGAUAACCUCCCUACAGGAAAUCCGAUCAUCACACUUGACAGGGCAUGAGUGGUGCGAAGUGGGAGUUUUACUGGGGGAGGCCGUGCGGCCCUACGCUCUCAAUUGUUGGGGGGUGAUGUUUACCGAGCGGCCAAUCCUUAUUGAUGGCAUGUACAUGUUCUUCGAAUGCUUUUUCAACUUGUAAAUGACAUAAGGGCUGAAUGGAGGUUGGGCCAAUGAAGGAUCUGCCGAAUGAUGAAAAGUCAAAUGAUGAUCGGUCGUUCAAGAUGAAUUCGGGUGGCUCAAUGCGAAUGUGGCUGGGCGACAUGCGGUGGAGGUUCCGUUUGGGCGGAUUAUCACUGACAAGGAGAUACAGUUCGGUUAGUGAGAAGUGUCGUUCGGGUACUUAACCUGUUGCCAUUCCCGAUACCAUAAGCUACUGACCGGACAUGAAUUUUCUCUUUGGAGGUCGUUCGGGUAACCUCCCGUACAGGACUAUGGAUGUUUUAUUCUGUUUUUUUUUUUGUGAAAAUGGAUAGGCAGGGGAACUGCUGGUAUGGACGGGUUCUGCAUAUUCCCCUUCGGUAAAUGGUGUGCUGCUUCAAGAAUGAAAACGUCAAUUUCCCUCGAAUGUAGGUCGGGCGCUAUUCUUGGGUUAAUGGCAGCUAGCUAUAAACAUCCAGGGAGUUCACGACCAAGGGCGGCAGUGGUGCUAGUUAAGGAGCAGUUCUCCCUACCUUCAAAAAACCCUUCUCCCGUUCUAGAUGGACCUCUUGCAUCUCAAGUGAUCAUUCUUUCGGCUAACAUCCCUGGAUCGGCCAGAAAAUACCUUUCGGGCUUCAGAAACCCACUUGUUAACAUAUGGCCCCACCUGUCUUUUUUAGUCGCUAGUUUUGUCAGGUUGCAGCCUUUUGUGUGAAGGAAAACAGCUGUUACGCGUGGGGCCCAUUGAUGGGUGCUAGAGAAAUAUCUGCACUCGACUGUUGUCCUCCUCUGAUUGGCCCCUGCUGCUGGGAUGAAGAGAUGACGGAGGAAGGUGAGCCCAACUCGGACCAUGGUCUUCGCGAGCUUCGAGUCUCCAUUGAUGGUGGAGACCGUUGAGCCUCCGACCGGCAGAAAGCCUAGGCCAUGAUGACGGGGCCUGGAUGAGCUAAAGCAGUAACGGUGCUGACACCUCCGGCGGUCCCAUCCCAGCUCCUUUCCAUGAUCAAGUAGUUCAUGGUUGGUAUACGGCCUUGUGGGCAUUGUGCUUCGGUCGUAGCUGUUAGCCUUGUGUUCGGGGAGUUCCCGUUCGGCAUUCGGCGUCUCUCCUUUAGAUAAGAGUGAAUCUGUCAAAUCAUCAAAAAGUGUUGUCAGGAAAAGGAAAGUGGUGGGCACGCGGGCCCCACUCAUCAUUUUUCUCCAAUCUCCUUUGACUCUUGCUUCGGCCCGUUUUGUUGGGUGUAGAGAUUUGAGCUACGGCCAAGCUGCUGAAGUUUUUUCACUGGGUCUGGAGAUCUUCCUUUGCUGUUGUGCUUUCCACCGUUGUUGACCAGGGAAUUAGCUAGCCUGGAGCAGAAUUGAAAUUCCCAUUCCACAGCUAGAUAUCAGUUCAUCUUUGAUGUAAAUUUUUUGUAGAACACAAACAAAACCUUUUUUGCUUCUCUAAAAAUCAGUCUAUCUUGUAUGAAUUUUGGUAGAAAUGCCAAGAACACAUGUAGUUUUUUGAACGUUUCUCACAGACGGCGCCAAUGUUGAGUUUUAGUCCCG
Cuscuta europaea is the source of this 1959-nucleotide messenger RNA. The record is from the annotation of a GenBank genome assembly. Lineage: Eukaryota; Viridiplantae; Streptophyta; Magnoliopsida; Solanales; Convolvulaceae.